Molecule: messenger RNA, 402 nt
Organism: Blepharisma stoltei
Lineage: Eukaryota; Ciliophora; Heterotrichea; Heterotrichida; Blepharismidae
Source: the annotation of a GenBank genome assembly
AUGAAAUACAAAAGACGCUAUGGGAAAAAAAAGAAAGCUACAAGAAAGAGGACAAUUUUAAUUCCUUAUUAUCAAGCAUCCUUAAAGGAAAUUAUGCAAGACCUUAAGAUAAUUGACUUCGAAAACCAUCAAUUACUGCCAAAGGAAGAGCCAAAACAAAAAAUUAAAAAGCCAAUAAAAAUUACUGAUGAAAAAGUUGCCAUAGAAAGCUUAGUCAUAUUAAGUCAGUCUGCAGAGAAAACUGAAGCUCCAAAGCCUGAAAUUCAACUGGCUCCUCGACCUCAACCUCAGCCUCAACCACAGCCACAAUUCAACCUUCAGCAAUUCUGGCAAUAUUAUCCAUAUUUUCUCUACCAGAACUGCGCGUAUAAUAUGGGCCAAUUUGGAUGGUAUUAUAAUUAA